This is a messenger RNA of Octopus bimaculoides (California two-spot octopus), 2315 nucleotides long. RefSeq lists its product as uncharacterized. Lineage: Eukaryota; Metazoa; Mollusca; Cephalopoda; Octopoda; Octopodidae. The record is from RefSeq and is a predicted model, not a curated record.
CUUUUUGUUGGUUUGCAACAGUUUCUUUUAGUGUAACGCCAUCAUUGUUUGGUGGGCGUUACUGAAAACGAAGAGCUACGUGGCAGCAACGGGGAGUCAGGCUUCUGUCGUCCCGAGCAUGAUUGAACAAAAUGAAAUGUGCUGCGAUGUAAAAUUGCUACAGAAAUACCAAGAUAUAGUAAAGAGGGAGGGGUCAAACGUAAAGUUGACCCCACUUGAGGAAGACAAAGUGAAGAUAGAAAACAACCUCUUCCUACGGACACCAACUCUCCCCAUACUCUGUCCGACCUAAACACAAGCGAAAACACAGAGGAGCCUCAAAUUUCCCCACCCCGGCCUUUGGAUAAAUUUAUAAUAUUAUAUAACAGAAAAAAGGAAAAACUUUGCAACGAGAUAAAGACAUGGGGCAAAGCAAAAGAAGUGGACGUUUUUUGUGCAGUGGCGGACCCGGAAUACGAAUUACGAGGAAGAAAUUGAUUUUGACUAGUGAGUUACGAAAAUGGACACCAGCAAAAUACCGAAAAGGGCAUUUCUUGUGAACUUCAACGAGACUAACCUGAAAAGAUGUCCAUGUUAACAAGGAAAGGUACGAUGGUUCGGAAAAGCCGCGGCACUCAUUCACGAAGCCAGUCGAUGAAACGGACUCCAUCACGAGGCGGGUCGACUAAGAGACCUACACCGGGCCUAACACCUGCUAUUGUUGUUAUGGACAGCACAGAAUCAGAAGACAAGGAUUCCUCAACUAACGCUUCAUCACCCCCCGCAAAGAAUAUUGUCGGAACAAUUGUGGGAUAUGAUGAUGAAUCAGCUUUAUACAAAACCACUGUAGACUGGACAGCAUCCAGAGUGAGUGUACAAUCAAACUAUGAGGCUGUUUAUGUACAGAUAACAGAAGCCACAAAAGAAGCUAACAGUUCCAUAGAUUUCGUAUGUCAAGCAGUCCGUAUAUUGACAAAUACACGUCUUUACACCGUCUUUUUGGCAGUCAGCACAGCAUUGCCUAUCGCCAUGAUGACAGCAGGUGUGAAGUAUCUGAACGAUUGUCCAAAACAGCCUAAAAUACCUGUGUACCUGCUGGUCGGCGGUUGCUUCGGCACGCUAAAGAUGGUGUAUACAAUAUGGCGUCAAGUUCGACAGCGUCGUUUUGACAGUUUACCCGAUCUCGUUGGUUUUGAUCCCACUGAAGAAGCGAUUUUCUCAACUCGUUCCUAUCGCCUCAUGGACACAAUUCUCGUUCUUUUCCUCAUUUGCUGGAUCUUAACUGGAACUUACUGGGUUUUUCUCAUCUGGAAACCAAACUUCGAGCAACUGCUACAUGACCCCAACAAUUGGUGUAACAAAUCUGUGUACGGUCUGGCAUUUUUCCAGAUUAUUGUUUCAUACGCAUGGAUGGCACUAGCCUUAUUGACUCUGAUCGGAUUGUUUAUAUCCUACUACUGCCGGAGAUCGAAACCUGGCGAACAAAGAAGUCAAACUACAGACGUGAAGUGAUGACUCUGAUAUUUAUAAUCACUGAUCAAAUAUAUAAAAAGCGAAGUCAAAAGGGGUAUAAUUUUGUGACAAAACAAUAAAUAUUGUCUACGGAUUUAAAGCUUUACGUAAUGGAUUCUAGGAUCACCUUGAAUGUUCAUGUUUCAGCACGAAAAUGAAAUAAGACGACUUCUCACUGUGGGUUCCAAUUUCCCUUUGUUUCUGACAGUUGCUACCUUCCGACCCCCUGUGUUAUACCAAUGCUGUUCUGUAUAAGCAGCACUGUACAAGUCAUCCUCCAUGGAACCAAUGUUCAGUUAUAUUUUAAUAUAUACCUUCUACAUCAGCGAUUCUCAACUCUCCCGCUGUCAUUUACCCCCUCGGCUUCAUGUAUUUCCCCAUUUAUCCCCCCACUUUAUUCCCAGGCAUUAAAAUAUGCAUAACCGAUAUUACAAGCACAGAAAACAAAAAAAAAAGGAAAAUGAAAUAAUUGCAUUAUUAAGAUUUUCUGCAUUACAAAAUUAAUGAUAUCCAUGCAUUAUAUAUUUACUCACCGUUAAGUAAAUCUUUUAUUCCACCAGGGGAUGAAUAUAUUUUCUGUUGAGAAUCACUGCUCUUACCCUUCCAAAAUAACAUUUACAUUUCAUACCUCGAAAAAAAAAAAAAAAAAAUGGAAUAUUUUUCUUGUUUGAAAUAAAAAAAAAAAGAAAUCCCAUCUUAACAUUCCUUUAUAUUUCAAGAAUCGAUCGCCGAUAUAUUUUUGAUUAAUUGUAUACCCAGUUCUAUAUAACUGUGUCAUAUAUUUGAUGUAUUGAAGCAGAAAUAUAUUAUUGCCUUUUAUACAA